Molecule: messenger RNA, 4604 nt
Organism: Eptesicus fuscus (big brown bat)
Lineage: Eukaryota; Metazoa; Chordata; Mammalia; Chiroptera; Vespertilionidae
Gene: AMOT
Product: angiomotin
Exons: 11
Coding region: 12-3203 (1063 amino acids)
Biological process (GO): establishment of cell polarity involved in ameboidal cell migration; regulation of cell migration; angiogenesis
Cellular component (GO): plasma membrane; lamellipodium; bicellular tight junction
Molecular function (GO): signaling receptor activity
Source: RefSeq, a predicted model, not a curated record
CAGCAAUAGAGAUGAGAAAUUCUGAAGAACAGCCAAGUGGAGGAACCACGGUGUUGCAGCGUCUGCUACAAGAGCAGCUUCGCUAUGGCAAUCCUAAUGAGAAUCGCAACCUGCUUGCCAUACACCAGCAAGCCACAGGGACUGUCCCUCCUUUCCCCAGUGGCAGUGGAAACUCAGGUCCUCAGAAUGAUGUGUUGAGUCCCCAAGACCAUCACCAACAGCUUGUGGCACAUGCUGCUAGACAAGAACCCCAAGGGCAGGAAAUUCAGUCAGAAAAUAUCAUCAUGGAGAAGCAACUUUCCCCUCGAAUGCAGAAUAAUGAAGAACUCCCAACCUAUGAAGAAGCCAAGGUCCAGUCCCAGUACUUUCGGGGCCAACAGCAUGCCAGUGUUGGAGCUGCCUUCUAUGUCACUGGAGUCACCAACCAGAAGAUGAGGACGGAGGGACGCCCAUCAGUUCAGCGCCUCAAUCCUGGGAAGAUGCACCAGGAUGAAGGACUCAGAGACCUUAAGCAAGGACAUGUCCGUUCUUUGAGUGAACGACUAAUGCAGAUGUCACUGGCCACCAGUGGAGUUAAGGCCCAUCCACCUGUUACCAGCGCUCCACUCUCUCCACUACAACCCAAUGACCUCUACAAGAAUCCCACAAGUUCCAGUGAAUUCUACAAGGCCCAAGGGCCUCCCGGCCAGCAUAGCCUGAAGGGCAUGGAACACCGAGGCCCCCCACCAGAGUAUCCCUUCAAGGGCAUGCCACCCCAGUCUGUAGUGUGCAAGCCCCAAGAGCCAGGGCACUUCUAUAGUGAGCAUCGUCUGAACCAGCCAGGGAGAACAGAGGGGCAACUGAUGAGGUAUCAGCAUCCCCCUGAGUAUGGAGCAGCCAGGCCAACACAGGACAUCUCAUUGCCUUUGUCGGCCAGGAACUCUCAACUCCACAGCCCUACUUCUUCCCUCACGUCUGGGGGUUCCUUGUCCUUGCUGCAGUCUCCACCAUCCACUAGAUUAUCUCCUGCUCAACAUCCAUUGGUCCCAAACCAAGGAGACCACUCGGCUCACCUUCCUAGGCAGCAGCAACAUUUCCUUCCUAAUCAGACUCACCAGAGUGAUCUUUACCGUCUCACCCAGCCGGGCCUGAGUCAGCAGCAGCAGCAACACCACCACCACCAUCACCAGCAGCAGCAGCAGCCACAGCCAGGAGAAGCCUAUUCAGCUAUGCCUAGGGCUCAGCAGUCUUCUGCUUCUUAUCAGCCAAUGCCGGCAGACCCUUUUGCCAUUGUUUCCAGAGCCCAGCAGAUGGUUGAGAUCCUCUCAGAAGAGAACCGGAACUUGCGGCAGGAGUUGGAAGGAUGCUACGAGAAGGUGGCAAGACUGCAGAAGGUGGAGACAGAAAUCCAACGUGUCUCGGAGGCAUAUGAGAACCUUGUGAAGUCAUCCUCCAAAAGAGAAACCUUGGAGAAAGCCAUGAGAAACAAGCUUGAAGGGGAGAUUCGAAGGAUGCACGACUUUAACAGGGAUCUGAGAGAGCGUCUGGAGACUGCCAACAAACAGCUUGCGGAGAAAGAAUACGAGGGGACAGAGGAUACCAGAAAAACCAUCUCUCAGCUCUUUGCAAAAAAUAAGGAGAGCCUACGGGAGAAGGAGAAGCUGGAAGCCGAGCUGGCCACUGCCCGUUCUACCAACGAGGACCAAAGAAGACACAUCGAAAUCCGAGACCAGGCCCUGAGUAAUGCCCAGGCUAAGGUGGUAAAGCUGGAGGAAGAGCUUAAAAAGAAGCAGGUGUAUGUAGAUAAGGUGGAGAAGAUGCAGCAGGCCCUUGUACAGCUCCAGGCAGCAUGUGAAAAGCGUGAGCAGCUGGAACACCGUCUCCGGACACGACUGGAGAGAGAACUGGAAUCCCUCAGAAUUCAACAGCGCCAGGGAAACUCUCAGCCCACCAACGUUUCAGAAUACAAUGCUGCUGCACUGAUGGAGCUCCUUCGUGAAAAGGAGGAAAGGAUCCUGGCCCUGGAAGCUGAUAUGACUAAGUGGGAACAAAAGUACUUAGAGGAGAACGUGAUGAGACAUUUUGCUCUGGAUGCUGCUGCAACUGUAGCUGCUCAGAGGGACACAACAGUCAUCAGCCACUCUCCUAACACCAGCUAUGACACAGCUCUCGAAGCUCGCAUCCAGAAGGAGGAGGAAGAAAUCUUGAUGGCCAACAAGCGUUGCCUUGAUAUGGAGGGCAGGAUUAAGACCCUCCAUGCCCAGAUUAUUGAGAAGGAUGCCAUGAUCAAAGUACUCCAGCAGCGUUCCCGGAAGGAGCCUAGUAAGACAGAGCAGCUAUCAUCCAUGCGGCCAGCAAAGUCUCUGAUGUCCAUUUCCAAUGCUGGAUCGGGUUUGCUCUCCCACUCUUCCACCCUGACUGGCACCCCCAUCAUGGAAGAGAAGCGGGAUGAUAAGAGCUGGAAAGGGAGCCUAGGCAUUCUCCUGGGUGGAGACUACCGUGCAGAAUCUGUCUCUUCUACACCCUCACCUGUGCCACCCUCCACUCCCCUGCUCUCAGCUCACUCUAAGACGGGCAGCCGAGACUGCAGCACCCAAACAGAACGGGGAACUGAAGCAAACAAAACUGCAGCUGUUACUCCAAUCUCUAUUCCUGCUACAGUUGCUGCCGCCAUCACUGCCAAUGCUGCCACCAACACCACCACCAUGGUAGCUGCUGCUCCAGUGGCUGUUGCUGCUGCUGCUACUCCAUCUCCAGCAACUGCUACUGCUGCUCUUGCUGCUGCUGUUUCUCCAGCUGCUGCUGUUCAGAUUCCAGCUGCUGCCUCUGCUGUUUCUGCCUCUAUUGUUGCUCCUGUUUCUGCUGCUGCUGCUGUUCAGGUUGCUCCAGCUGCUCCAGCUCCGGCUCCAGCUCGGGCUCCAACUCCUGUUCCGGCUCCAGCAGCAGCUCAGGCUUCUGCUCCAGCUCUGACUCAGACACCGACUCCAUCUCCAGUUGCAGCUGCUACUCCAGCUCCAGCUCCAACUCCAUCUUUGGCUCAGGCUGAGGCUCCUACAACUCCAGCCACUGCUUCUGGACCACGGCGCUUGUCUAUACCUAAUUUGGCCUGUAAUCCAGACAAGACAGAUGGUCCCGUUUUCCACUCCAGUACUCUGGAAAGAAAAGCUGCUGCUCAGAUCCUGGGACAAGAGCCUGAUGCAGAAAUGGUGGAAUAUCUCAUCUAAAUGUCCUAAUCAAGAGCUAUAGUUUCUCAGCAAGAAUGCUCUUAAUGAUUUUUCCCUUUUGUUGUUGUUAUUUUGAGGGUGAGCACAAGGGAUUGGGGGAAUGCUUUUUAAAGGGACUUUUUAAUUGAGACAUUAUAGUACCUACGCAAUGCCAUAUGAAUUCCAGUCUAUUUUGGUGCACUUAGAGAGUACCUCUAAAGACAAAUCAAUCAGAGUAUGCUCUAAAGGUUAUCAUUUGGAUUUAUACAAAUACUGGGACUGUUAAUAGCUGGAUAUUCACCAAUGUUUUGCAAUGUGCUUAAAAUUUUUUGGCAUUUCCAUAUUCCAGAUCAUUUUUUAUUGGAGAGCACAGUAUGUUUGGAAGACAGUGUGUAAAAGGUAGUUCAGAAAUGGGAGGCCGGAGAGAAUUUGCACAUGUGAUGUUUUGCAGAGUUACCAUCUAGGCAGCAUCCAGAGAGAGAGCUCUUACCUUGGACUUAUGAAAAGGAAUAGUUCUUGGAGCCAUGUAAACUGGAGGAAAGGUAGGGAGUAUUGGGGUGUGGAAGGGUGCUGGAGCUUAUUUUCCCUUCCAAUUUCCCAGCUACCCUGUGCCAGGGGAUUGUUUUUAUCUUCAUUUCAGUGGUGCUUUGGAAGUCGAUUCUUUUGGUACCCUCUUGGAGGUUCAUACAUUCAUAUAUAUACUCUGGAAUAAUUUAUGCAUUUGGGUAAUUAAUAUAUUGCUUUCAGCCACUAGGAGAGUUAAAUUAGCUGAAACUUCCUCUCUCUUAGAGAGUUAAACCACCGGAGGCCUUCAUGGAGAGUUGCAUGAGGUGCUUGCUGAAUGUAGACCUUUGUGGUCUGUGUCUAGCCAUGAACAGCUUGCUUGCCUUUCCUGAGACCAUUCUGCUUAGUGUAUAUUUCUUCUUCAGCACAGAUUCACUGGCUGUGUCACCAGUCUCAAAUUGUCAAUUAUUUGCAAAACGAGGAAGCACUUUUGGUGACAGGUUGAAUGCUUUGAAUUUCUGGUGACUACUUUGAAAUAACUCAUUUUGUUUCCCAAAUUCUUAGACGUAUUUGACUAUCACCUCCAAGGGAAAAGCAUCAGAAACCCAGAGUACUGUGCUGUAGUCAGGGGAGAGGUGGGCUGCAGCAGAGUCCUCAGCUACCUCUUUUCAUGGCCAGUGACUCCAUCUUGGAAUACUUUUGGAGAGCAGUAGGAAAUGUACAUGUGGGCAGGGACCAAGGAGGCCAUGACUCCAAGCUUUGCCUAAGGGCUGCCUCCAGAAACACAGAAGGACUGCUCAUUUCCAUAAGUCCCUGCUCUGUGUCAUUUAUCUACCCUUUAUUAAGAUGAUAAAUCUACAAUCAAUGUCAUUAAUAUCAGUUUUCAAGGGUUUGGGGGGAGGUGAGGGAAUUGGGGGU